Molecule: messenger RNA, 2457 nt
Organism: Nerophis ophidion (straightnose pipefish)
Lineage: Eukaryota; Metazoa; Chordata; Actinopteri; Syngnathiformes; Syngnathidae
Product: class I histocompatibility antigen, F10 alpha chain-like
Exons: 4
Coding region: 247-1488 (413 amino acids)
Biological process (GO): immune response
Cellular component (GO): external side of plasma membrane
Source: RefSeq, a predicted model, not a curated record
CCAGUAGAAGACUUCUUGUCAGUUGACUGCUGCCACUUUUCUGUGCAGAAUAGCGUUUCGUUUUCUCUCCUCACUGUGACGUCACAGAAUGCUGACUCCUCAUUGGCUCGGGUGGAGUAUUAUAAAAAGAGCCUCGACAGUUCCUGGUUCAUUUUUCCUGUUUGCGAGUCAAGCGAGUGUUCUUCACUUUUGUCUUUCUCUGCGGGAUUAAAAGUGGCAAACAUCUUUUUGUUUCGCGCUGACAUCAUGAACUUGUUUUUAUUCUUUCUUCUGGUCGUGCAAAUGCACAGCGUGACGCCUGUGAUUCACACGCUGCAGUAUUUCCACACUGUGUCCUCUCAAGUUCCAAACUUCCCAGAUUAUGUGAGUGUUGGUUAUGUUGAUGGAGUUCAGAUUUUUCACUAUGACAGCAACAGCAGGAAAGCAGAAGCCAAACAGGACUGGAUGAACAAAAUCACAGCAGAGGAUCCAAAAUACUGGCAGAGACAAACAGAGAUCAGUGUUGGUAAUGAGUUGAGGGGCAAACACAACCUUGAAGUUCGUAAGAAGCGUUUCAACCAAACUGGAGGUGUUCACAUUCUCCAGUGGAUGUCUGGUUGUGAAUGGAAUGAUGAGACUGAUGAAGUUAAAGGUUGGGAACAGGAUGGUUAUGAUGGAGAAGAUUACAUAUCGUUGGACAUGAAGACAUGGACAUUUACUGCAGCAAAACAACAAGCUUUCCCCAGCAAACUCAUGUGGGACCAGGACAAACAUCUACUAGAUGACAAGAAGUUUUACUUCACUGAGGAAUGUCCUUCUUACUUGAAGAAGUAUGUGAACAAUGGGAAGGAGGUCCUAAUGAGAACAGAGCUUCCAGAGGUGUUCCUGCUCCAGAAGACGCCGUCCUCUCCGGUCAGCUGCAUGGCGACAGGUUUCUACCCCGACGGUGCCGACCUGUUUUGGAGGAAAGACGGCGAGCAGAUCUUCGAGGACGUGGAGCACGGAGAGAUACUCCCCAACCACGACGGAACCUUCCAGAUGUCGGUGGCGCUGAAAGUGGAGGUGACGGCCGACGUGGAGGGCAAGUACGAAUGUGUGUUUCAGCUGUCAGGCGUCAAGGAGGACUUGGUCACCAAGCUGGAGAGAAGAAGCAUCCUGAGCAACGCAAGCCAUGAAGGUGAGAAAGACACAUUUAGUUGGAGAUGUUUCCCAUCACAAGUCCACCUGUCACCAUUAUUGAUCCAUGUCACCAUGACAACGCUUGACGUCUGCAUGCAAAGUAGUCAUGAAGGUUUCCUCUUCAUGCUUUGUCACUCCACUUGUGCUUUUUUGCUCUCCACAGACAACUUGAGCGUCGCCCUCGCUGCCACGGCGGCGGUCCUCGCUGUGGCGGCCAUCAUCAUCAUCAUCAUCAUCAUGGUCAUGGUCAGGCGUCACAGAAACAGACAAGGUGAGGGACGCCAAUGUCCUCUGUCUUCUUCUUCUCGGUGCACUCGGUCCAGGCCGUGAGUUGAUGCUUUCAUCCGGGCUGCAAAGGUGCGGCCAUCUUUUAGUUGCCUUCCAGCCAAACACUCAAAGAUCCACAGAGACAGAGCGCACACUCUCACGUAGAAACACGGCGUGACGUGAGGGGAAAAGUCCACUUCACCUUGUUUCUCUUUCAUUUCAGCCCAGUACGGUCCAGCUGGUAAGUAAAACAUCUUUUCUUUGAGCCGCAAGAAACAAAGCCGUGGUGAAGCGUCACUCACAUGGAGGUCUGAUGUGGACCUUUGUUACAAGUUUAGCCGGAAAAGCCCAACUGGAGCUGACUCCUUCACAAUAAAAGUCCCUCCUGUGAGCACACGCAAUACAAAGUCUGGCAUAUCUCACUUUUGACAGGAGUCCUCAUGAUGAGGAUCAGCCAAAUGAGACAUCAAGUGUGCUGACUCGUCAUGUUUCCAAGUCACACCUCAAAGAUCUGAUGUGAGUGACGAGGCACCUUCUGGAUGUUCUUCCUUCACCGUUUGCGUUUGUCCCGCAGCUCGCCACGGCGGCGUGGAGCUCGACGAGAACGUGCAGGCGGCUGAAGGCUGAGUAAGCUCACAUGGACUGUCUGCACCUCCAAAUGUUCUUGUGUGAAGAUGAUGUUCAACUUGGAUUCACCUGCUUCUGUCGGGAAUGUGCUGAGUGGUCUUCUUCCUCCAGGAUGCUUUGUGCACUGGAACACAGGGAGAUGUCUCCAUCGCUGAGGGACGUCAUCACACUCGGAGAUGAGAUGGAGAUGUGCUUUGUUCUUCGUCCGACUGCUCCUCACGCUAUUCCAUGUAUUCUUCUUUGGCCGUUAAAAGACUUUCAAGAUCAAACGCUGGUGGCUGUAAAAUCGCACGUUUCAUGGCCUUGACGUCAUGACGAGGAUUUCUUCUUUUCUUUCAAUGGCCGCUGCUUAUGAUCAAUAUCACAUUGUGUCACAUCUCUGUCAAUAAAUCCGUUUUUUCUCCA